GGCAGCAGUACAAUGCAAUGUAUAAUAAUAGAGAAAAAACUGAAUUACAGUGAGUAUGUACAGUAUAUAUUAAAUAGUUAAAUAAGUAUUUCAAAAAUAGAAAUAAAAAAGUAGUGAGGCAAUGUCCAUUCAGAAAUGAGAUGGCAGUGUGGAAGAAGCUGUUCCUGAAUCAAUGAAUCUGUCCCUUCAUGUUUCUGUACCUCCUUCCUGAUGGUAACUAUGAGAACAAAGCAUGACCUGAGUGAUAGGGAUCCUUAAUGAUGGAUGCCGUCUUUUUGAGGCAUCGAUCUUUGAAGAUGUCCUGGAUUCUAUGGAGUCUAGUGCUCAUGAUGGAACUGACUAACUUUACAACUCGAAGCAGCUUACUUCGAUCCAGUGCUAUAGACAGCAUACCAGACAGUGAUGCAGCCAGUUAGAAUGCUCUCCACAGUACAGCUGUAGAAAUUUUUGAGUGUUUUGGAGAUAUACCAAAUCUUCUCAAUCUCCUAAUGAAAGAUAGCCAUUGCCAUGCUUCUUUGUAGCUGCAGCAAUAUGUUGGGUCCAGGUUAGAUCCUCACAGACAUCGACAUCCAGAAGCCUGAAAUAACUCACUCUUCAUUUCUGAUCCCCCUAUAAGGACUGAUGUCUGCUCCUUCAUCUUACUCUUUCUGAAGUCCACAAUCCGUUCUCUGGUCUUCCUGAUGCUGAGUGCAAGAUUGUUGCUAUAACACCACUCAACUAGCUGAUAGAUCUCACUCCUGCACGUCCUCUCGACACCAUCUGAAAUUCUUGAACGCUCAAAGAAGAAAGGGUGGGUGAGUUCUAGGAGAGUGAACUGCCAGUGAAACCAAAGAUCAGAUAACGCGAAGAUGGCGAGUUCUGGAAACACUGUAAAGAAAGAAAUGGUUGCUCGGUUCCACGAGAUUGCUGCUAAAGGAGAUGCAGCAAAAUUAGCCACUCUGCUAACUUGCUCUGUGUCUCUUGUUGAUGAAGUGGAUGAGAAGGGCUGGACUGCUUUGAUGUAUGCCAGCAGGAAUGGACACACUGAGGUAGCCCACCUGCUACUUGAAAAGGGCUGCAAUCAAUAUCUUUCAAAUAAAUCAGGACAGACUGCGCAGGACAUUGCUAAAUUCUGGGGCUACAGAAGUAUUGCUGAUUUAUUGGCAAAUCCUAUACUUGCCGCCGGAAGAGAUGGACUGCAGGAAGAGAAUGAAAACUAUUUCGGCAGAACGCUGCUGAAUAAACUCAGUGAAAAAAGAAGUGAUUCCGAUUGGCUAAAAGCCAAACAGAUUCACCCAGCCACUGUCUACAUCUUAUUUUCCAACUUAAAUCCAUUGGUUAUUUCACCAAACUAUAACGAGUCCAGAAAGCCUGACAUUCAACUCUGCAGGCUGAACUAUGAAGAUGUUGAGCAGGUCUUGGCCAAACCAGAAGUCACUUGUGUUUUUCUCGGAGUAGAGCAGCAGAACAGAAAUCGAGGGUCGCAAAUGAAAUGCUUGGAGGGCAAAGUCUUAGCAGAUAAUGACGGACUUCUUGCCUGGUUUGCGUUGAACUCAGAUUAUGAAUCUGCCAAUAACUUUCAGAUUAAAUUCCCAGAUUGUUGCUUUCUCCAACCAGUUUUGCCACAUCUGCUGAACUUAAACCAGGAGGAGGCCGGUGUGGUUGCACAGGCCAGGUCUGUCCUUGACUGGCACAAGAGAUACAGGUUCUGCCCUACUUGUGGGAGCGAUACAAAAGUUACAGAUGCUGGGUACAAGAGGGUAUGCUUAAAGGAAAACUGUCCAAGUCUACAAGGAAUUCAUAACACCUCUUAUCCACGAGUAGAUCCAGUGGUAAUAAUGCUGGUCAUUCAUCCUGAUGGUAAUAAUUGCCUUCUGGGAAGACAGAGACGAUACCCUCCAGGAAUGUUUUCCUGUCUGGCAGGAUUUAUUGAACCAGGAGAGACAAUAGAGGAUGCUGUUCGAAGAGAAGUAGCCGAAGAGACCACAGUCAAUGUUGGACGUGUUCAGUACGUUUCCAGUCAGCCCUGGCCACUGCCAUCAUCACUCAUGAUUGGUUGCCUGGCUAAUGCUCUAUCAACGGAAAUUAUUGUGGACAAGGCCGAAAUUGUAGAUGCACGAUGGUUCAGUCGGCAGCAGAUAAUUGAAAUUAUGACCAAACAGGAUCACUCUAUAAGUAUUCCUCCGCAGCAAACUAUUGCAAACCAGCUAAUUAAACAGUGGCUUAAAAAGAAUGCAAAUCUCUGAAUGUGUCGCUAGGGUGGCAUCUUUCAAAUAAUCCGCAUUAAGACAGAUGACUUGAGAAGGCCUCACCUGGAAAAGCAGACACUGUAAAUAAAGAAAUCUUCUGUAUACUGAAGUGAGAAUUACAAAUCUGUAUGAAUUUCUGCCUAACUUAUCAAUUGUAACAAUCAAUGUGAGGAAUUUUAACUAUGAAAUUUACAUUUCAGGGAUCACAUAUUCUCAGAUAUUUACCAAUUGAUCAGAAACUUUAAAUUACCAGAAAAUAAUGAUAAAGCCAUAAGCAUUCAACAGAUUUUAACCAGCUGAAUAAUCUGCUCCAACAUCAUAAUUUCUCUAAUUUCAAAUACUUUGUGGACAAUUUUCUUUGCUGUACAAGAAGCAAAAUCACCAGAAAUUGUAGACCAAGUUUUCUUUCCUGUGGAGAUAGUGUCUGACAUUUGUUUCUAUUUUUAGAAUUAUGUUCCACCAAAUACCAGCUUGUAAUCAAAUCAAGAAGUUUUAAAAUUAUUAACUUCUUUGCAAAUCAUCAAUUUAACAUUACUGGAGAUGAUUUGAGCCUUCAGAGAAACCCUGGUGGUCAAUUGAAAUCUGCUGGAAUCUAGUUUGUAACCAGGCAAAUAACAGGUAAUUCUUGCCACUGAAUCAAGGACUUGCCAUUUCCCUUUUAUCACUGAGCAGCAAUAUUGAAAUUCAUAAUAUAGACUUUAAAGGUAAAGUUCUGUUGUAAUUACAUGUUCUUUUUGAAAUUACUAUUUUACUGUAAAACAAAUUUUAUCAUGGUGCAGGAUAUAAUAAAGAUGACCUUUUAAUGAGAUAUUAAAUAUCAAGUCAGUUGCUGCUUUGUUAAAUUUCAAUAAUUGUUUUGUUACUUUUCCUGACAUAGAGUACCACUUACCAUGCUUUGUGGUCAGUAGCAUGCCAUCCACAUUCAAUAUUGCUUAUGAGAAUUAAUCCCACUUUUCAGCACCCCUAUAAAAAACCUGGAAAUUGCUGGCUCCAUUUUCAGUGGGAAGAUUUUAUGUGGUGUCAGUGCCCCCCUCCUCUAAAUCCCAGCAAAUGAACUGAGCAGAAAGAGUCUGCCAACAACACAGAUUAAAUGAACUGACAGUUGACUCCGUUUAGGCACCUGGUUUAGCAGGCUGUC
Molecule: messenger RNA, 3366 nt
Organism: Hypanus sabinus (Atlantic stingray)
Lineage: Eukaryota; Metazoa; Chordata; Chondrichthyes; Myliobatiformes; Dasyatidae
Gene: nudt12
Product: nudix (nucleoside diphosphate linked moiety X)-type motif 12
Exons: 7
Coding region: 849-2225 (458 amino acids)
Biological process (GO): NAD+ catabolic process; NADP+ catabolic process
Cellular component (GO): cytosol
Molecular function (GO): protein binding; metal ion binding; NADH pyrophosphatase activity
Source: RefSeq, a predicted model, not a curated record